AGAGAGAGAGAGAGAGAGAGAGGAAAAGGGUGAAAGAAACGACGGUGACGAGAGCAGAGGAUGCAGCAGUGUAGGAAGGCACCAACAGAUGGGUCGAGGAGAGCGGUGGUGGCCGGGACCUAACUGCUUCUUUAACUUUUGUCGUUUGGGGCGUCGUCGUUCUCAUCUGCAUACGAUCGAUCGACGACGUAAGGUGCCCGGUGCGCGGCCGGCCGGGGAUUUGGAUCGGAUCGGAUCGAGGAGCCUGCAGCUGCAGGCGGCUGGCUGCUGCUGCUUCCUCCUCCAAUAUAUUAUUUUUACUACUCCUCCUCCUCCUGUGUCCAGCAGUGUCCUCCUCAAUCCUCAUUAUAUUGCUCAUCUCAUCAACUAGCUAGUCUGAAGGACGACCUGUCCGUCCAUAGCGGCCGCCGGAGCUGAGGAUCCGAGCGGAGGGGUUCCAGUUCCAGUUGCAGUUGCAGUUGCAGCGAGCAGAUCAGAUGGGUUCCUUCGUGCAAGGAGAUGAGGUGGAGGUCCCGGUGUACGAGUCGGGCGCCGAGGUGCUGCAGAAGGCGCAAGAGAAAUGGAGCGUGGCUCCGCCGCCGUACCCGGCCAUGUACUCGAGCGUGUUGGGCGGCAUCAUCCUUGACCCUGCCAUGAUGGUGGUCCCCAUCGACGACCACAUGGUGCACCGGGGCCACGGCGUCUUCGACACGGCCAUGAUCCUUGACGGCGCGCUGUACGAGCUGGACGCGCACCUGGACCGCUUCCUCCGGUCCGCCGCCGCGGCGCGCGUCGUGGCCACGCCCCCGUUCCCUCGCCACGCCCUGCGGAGCAUCCUCAUCCAGAUGACGGCCGCGUCGGGCUGCCGCAGGGGCUCCAUCCGCUACUGGCUCAGCUCUGGCCCCGGCGACUUCCUGCUCUCCUCCAGGGGCUGCCCCACGCCCGCCUUCUACGCCGUGGUGAUCGCGUCCGAGUACGAGCAGUGCGGCCGCGACGGCGUGCGCGCCGUCACGGCCACGGUGCCCAUGAAGCCGCCGCAGUUCGCCACCAUGAAGAACGUCAACUACCUGCCCAACGUGCUGUCCAUCAUGGACGCCGAGGACCGCGGCGCGUUCGCCUCCGUCUGGGUCGACGACGAAGGCUACGUCGCCGAGGGGCCCAUGGUGAACGUGGCGUUCGUCACGCCGGACAACCACCUCGUGCUCCCGGCCUUCGACAAGAUCCUCGGCGGGUGCACCGCCAAGAGGAUGCUCGCGCUGGCGCCCAGGCUCGUCGAGUCCGGACUGCUCGCAGGCGUCAGCACCAGGAACAUCACCGUGGAGGACGCCAAGGGCAGCGUGGAGAUGGCCUUCGUCGGCAGCGGCCUCCCCGUGCUGCCAGUCGUCCACUGGGACGACAAACCCAUCGGAGACGGUACUACAGCAAGGUUGGGCCGCUGAUGCAGGCGCUGUCUGAUCUGCUGUGGGAGGACAUGAAGUCCGGUCCCGACAGGAUCCCCGUUCCAUACAAGCACUAGUCAGUGGGUGAAGACUCAACACUGAAGAGAAGCCAUGUGUGUGUGUGUGUUUGCAGUCGAUCCUGCGAUUGUGUCUGUCUGUGUGUAUUUCCUUGUUUGAAUUGGGAUUGGUCAACCAAGUCACUCGAUUGGGAUCCAGUUUGCCGCUGUAAUGAAAUGAAUGGCGGCUGACUUACUGAAUAAUACAGUACACUAUGGGAGAGCAUGAGCCUCCCUUCCUUCCUA
Messenger RNA from Sorghum bicolor (sorghum), 1720 nucleotides. RefSeq names its product D-amino-acid transaminase, chloroplastic. The record is from RefSeq and is a predicted model, not a curated record. Gene Ontology annotation, molecular function: 4-amino-4-deoxychorismate lyase activity; pyridoxal phosphate binding. Lineage: Eukaryota; Viridiplantae; Streptophyta; Magnoliopsida; Poales; Poaceae. Gene Ontology annotation, biological process: folic acid biosynthetic process. Bases 477 to 1418 code for a protein of 313 amino acids. The transcript has 4 exons.